AUGGCUCCAGAUGAAAUUCUUGGCGACGACGACCUUUCGCCUUUCAAGUCCCACAAAGAUGUUCUUACCAUGCCACGGACGGUAGGAAGCAUGGCUUGGGAUGGCCAUAGUCUACGUAUAUCACAAUACACGUAUGAACUGGCUAGUGAUGAUAUCGAGGAGAUCCAGGAAGCUUUGGAGGUUUUCAAAGGUCACGGACUUGAUGGACCCGACAUCAGUCCUACCAACUUUCCGCUUCCGACCUUCGGCAAGAAAUUGGAGGGAUUCGCACGGAGAGUUCACUCGGGGCUCGGCUUCGUCGUUCUCUCUGGGCUCGAUCCACAGAAAUAUUCUGUGGCGGCCAAUGCGACCAUCUUGCUAGGAAUAUCCUCUUGUAUCGGCGAGGAACGAGGGAUGCAGGACAACAAAGGCAACAUGAUAGGUGCUUUACUUCUUGCCAACCUGUAA
Ilyonectria robusta is the source of this 447-nucleotide messenger RNA. RefSeq lists its product as uncharacterized. The record is from RefSeq and is a predicted model, not a curated record. The coding region runs from base 1 to 447 and encodes 148 amino acids. The transcript has 2 exons. Lineage: Eukaryota; Fungi; Ascomycota; Sordariomycetes; Hypocreales; Nectriaceae.